Talaromyces stipitatus ATCC 10500 is the source of this 765-nucleotide messenger RNA. RefSeq lists its product as uncharacterized. The transcript has 6 exons. Lineage: Eukaryota; Fungi; Ascomycota; Eurotiomycetes; Eurotiales; Trichocomaceae. The record is from RefSeq and is a predicted model, not a curated record. The coding region runs from base 1 to 765 and encodes 254 amino acids.
AUGAAGAUAGCCAUUGGUUCUGGUAUAACAGAAAAUCAGCUAUCUCUGUUAUCAAAACCAGAAGCCGCAGCUCUUUAUUCGUUGCGAGCAAUUCAGUCUAACACAAUCAAGGACUUGUUAUUAUACCAUGUGCAGGACCUCUCGCCUCUUAGAUUGAAGGGGGUUGUUGAAGGAAGUGGCGAUGGAUGCGGCUCCAUAAUACUCGAUGAGCACUUCGAGCAAUUUCUCGAAAACCUACCCGGUUUUCAAGCUUUCGAACUUCUCCCAGAGCACACGGGGAAUGCAGCUCUUCAAUACUGGCAAGACUCUAUCGAACCACGCUACACUAGGACCGAUCAGGAGGAUGAUCAGGAUGACGUCGGUUGGGAAUUGCCUCUAUUAGGACUUCCUAACCAACCUUUAAUUGGUCUGGAAGGUGGAUUUCUACAACUCAGCGAUGCAGCAAGUAAUAUGCCUUGUGCAACACCAGGCGAGAAAGGUCAAGAUGGGGGGCAUCCUUUGAAGGCGAUACUCCUUGUCAGCGGUCUCGGCGGAUGCGAAUAUCUUAACCAUCGUCUUUGCAAAGCGAACCCGAAGAUUACCAUUUUGCAACCUCCUGACGCAUGGCAAGCGUUAGUCAGUGGAGCUGUUCUACGAGGCCUUGAGGGCAAUCUAGUGCAAAGUUGUUUAGCACGAUGCCAUUACGGUAUCAAUAUACAGGAGGAUUAUGAUGCCGCUCGUCACGGUGGGCUCAAGAAGCACUGGUGCGAAUACAAACAAUGUUAA